UCGGCGCGGCGCGUAGCCGCGGCUUCGCGGGGCGAUGCUGCCCUGGAAGCGGAGCAAGGUGGAGCUGGUCGCGGGCGAGGCGCGGCGGCAGAGCAAGCCUAAGGGCUACGCGGUGAGCGUGCACUACUCGGCGCUCACCUCGCUGGCCCGCGCCUGCCCCGAGAGCGCGCUGCACCGCGUGGGCAGCAUGUUCCGCUCCAAGCGGCGGAAAUUCCGCGUGACCAGCGAGGACCCCACGUACACCGUGCUCUACCUGGGCAACGCCACCACCAUCCAGUCCAAGGGCGAGGGCUGCACCGACCUGGCCGUUUGCAAGAUCUGGAGUAAGAGCGAAGCGGGUCGCCAGGGCACCAAGAUGAAGCUGACCAUCAGCGCGCAGGGCAUCCGCAUGGCCCACGCCGAGGACAAGGGACUGCGGCGGCCCGGACACCUCUACCUGCUGCACCGCGUCACCUACUGCGUGGCCGAUCCGCGCCUGCCGCGCGUCUUCGCCUGGAUCUACCGACACGAGCUGAAGCACAAGGCGGUGAUGCUGCGCUGCCACGCCGUGCUCGUCUCCAAGCCCGAGAAGGCGAAAGCCAUGGCCCUGCUGCUCUACCAGACCUCGGCCACGGCGCUGGCCGAGUUCCGCCGCCUGAAAAAGCGGGACGACGCGCGGCACCAGCAGCAGCAGCUGGUGGGCGAGCAGAGCAUCCCGCUGGUGCCGCUGCGCAAGCUUCUUAACGGGCAGUGCUGCUACAAGCCACCGGUGGAGCGGAGCCGCAGCGCGCCCAAGCUGGGCUCCAUCACAGAGGACCUUCUGGGCGAGGAGCAGGAGGAGCGCGCCAUGCACUGCGAAUGCGAGGACAUCCUGGAGGCGCUGGGCGAGCCCGAGGGCGAGCUGCUGCGUGCCGGCGCCGGCCGCGGGGAGGGCCCGGAGCUGGGCCGGCUGCUGCGCGACCUGGGCGAGCUCAGCCUGGGCAACGACCUGCGCUCGCUGCGCGCCGACCUCGGCGUCCGGCGGCUGCUCUCGGGGGAGAGCACGGGCAGCGAGUCCUCCUUGGAGAGCACCGGCCCCGACGGCGCCGCCCCGCCCUGCAACGGCGCCGAGCAGCCGGCCCAGGGCGACCCGGAGAGCGGAUGAGCUCCGGGGAGGGGGCACGGCUCGGCAGCGCUCGGGCCCUUCCUGGAGUGCGCGGUUCCGCCGGGGCGCACCGGCUCCACCCUGGGAGCUCGCGGCCUCACCGGGGAGCUCCGGGUCCCCUCCGCCGGCGGCGCGCGGUCCCUACCGGCAGCCCGCAGCCUCACCGGGGGGGCAUCAGAUCCCCUCUGCCGGCAGCACGCGGCGCUCCCCGGGAGCGCCCGGUUCCGCUGGGGAGCGCCGGGGACCCUCCGCCGGCACCGCGCGGCCUCACCAGGGAACGUCGGAUCCGUUCCGCCGGCAGCGCACGGUCCCUCCGGGAGCGCGCGGCUACUCCGGCUCCUCCCGGUUCCUCCGAGUGCGCCGUGGCCCCGCGGCGCUGCCGUGGCCCGUGGACUGGAGGUGUCUGCGGGCUGUUUACCUCCUUCCCGGCCCUUGA
Lagopus leucura (white-tailed ptarmigan) is the source of this 1559-nucleotide messenger RNA. It is a transcript of the gene FAM43A, whose product is annotated as family with sequence similarity 43 member A. The record is from RefSeq and is a predicted model, not a curated record. Lineage: Eukaryota; Metazoa; Chordata; Aves; Galliformes; Phasianidae. The coding region runs from base 35 to 1123 and encodes 362 amino acids. The transcript has a single exon.